AACACUCUAUUUCUUGGACACAAACUGAGUUGGUUUUCCUGAGUGAUUAGUAAGCCUAGAAUGCAUCAGCUGUUAACUGCUUGCACAAAAUCCAGCAUGUGACUAGACGUAAGUGAUCUGUUCAUUUGGUCACUGACACGAGGAUAUGACAUGGAUACACUUAUUACUGCGGAAUUAAAUAUCAUCCUUUUCAUUGCAGCAGCGGAGAUAAAAAGGACGUAAGACAAAAUUUCCCUCUCUCCAAAGGAAGGUGCCUGCAGCUUGCAUAGCCCUCACCAUUUAUACAAGAAGACUCGGCAUAAAUGACAAAUUCAACAUGUACUCUCCAGCCAUCAUUAGCUACUACUGUAGCUCUACCCAUCAUCUACUCUUUCCUGUUUACAACUGGCAGUUUUGGAAAUACUCUCGCUGCCUGCGUAUUUUUAAGGCAAAUACCCACAAGAAGAACACAAUACAUCUAUCUGGUAAAUCUUGUCACUGCAAAUUUGCUCAUAUGCAGUGCUAUGCCUUUCCUGGCUGCCUAUUUCGCAAAUGGGCAUAACUGGACAUAUAAAUCUGGAAUAUGCCAGAUAGCGUACCACCUUGGAACUACUAUUACGCAUGUCUGUAUGUAUGUUACAAUUAUAAUUUUAUGUACGAUUGCUUUAAGUCAGUAUGCAACACUGAAGAAAAAUAACGAUGCACAAUACUCUCAAGCAGUUACGGAAAACUUCAGCAAACGUGUACUUAAAAAGUUCCGUCAGCCAAAAUUUGCUAAAUAUUUUUCUAUCUUUAUAUGGCUUAUUGUAAUGUGCGUAACGGUAGCAACUAUAACAUAUGACGCCCAGGCAAGGUCUGAGGAAACAUUUCCCACGUGUUAUAACAAGAGGGUAGAAGCUGGUGAAUUUACUGCAAAGAUUGCAGCGUCUUUUGUUACUGCUUGUUUUUUUCUAUUGUUUUUAACAGUUUUGUUGUCGUACUAUUCUCUUACCAGGCAUCUGAGUAGAAUACAAAAAAACACUUGCAUUGGACAAAAACAUCUGAUUUACAGAACAGUGAAAAGAAACAUUCUUGUCAUCCAGAUAAUUUUAACUGUCUGCUUUCUUCCAUAUCAUGUUUUUAGACCAAUUUUUUAUGUACUGCUUCCAGGUGCAGACUGUUCAAGGCUAAACUAUCUAGUGGAAAUUAAAAAUUUCCUUGCUUGUCUCGCUGUUUCUAGGAGUAGUGUAGACCCAGCUAUAACCCUUCUACUAGAUAGAACAUUAAAGAAAAGUCUGUAUGGCCUGUUUAAAAAAUCCACACCUUAACACCACCAACAUAAACCUGGUACUUUCACUGAAAAGGCCCCCUGCAAUGUGAAGUAAUGUGGAAAGAAUUUAGUAAAACUGAACUAACAGUAAACUCAUUUUGACUCCUAUAAUCAGACUUUUACAUGAAAUAGUAAAUAUUUAAAUAAAAUGAUAACAUAUUACAUGUAUAUAUAUAUAUAUUUAAUAUGAUCUUGUUUGCUACAUCAACAUUAGCCAUAAUAAAUCCUAAGCGUAUA
This is a messenger RNA of Oxyura jamaicensis (ruddy duck), 1525 nucleotides long. It is a transcript of the gene GPR82, whose product is annotated as G protein-coupled receptor 82. Gene Ontology annotation, molecular function: G protein-coupled receptor activity. Lineage: Eukaryota; Metazoa; Chordata; Aves; Anseriformes; Anatidae. Gene Ontology annotation, biological process: G protein-coupled receptor signaling pathway. Gene Ontology annotation, cellular component: membrane. The record is from RefSeq and is a predicted model, not a curated record. Bases 303 to 1286 code for a protein of 327 amino acids. The transcript is spliced from 3 exons.